Molecule: messenger RNA, 2862 nt
Organism: Mustela erminea (ermine)
Lineage: Eukaryota; Metazoa; Chordata; Mammalia; Carnivora; Mustelidae
Gene: SLC49A3
Product: solute carrier family 49 member 3
Exons: 10
Coding region: 914-2344 (476 amino acids)
Biological process (GO): transmembrane transport
Cellular component (GO): membrane
Molecular function (GO): transmembrane transporter activity
Source: RefSeq, a predicted model, not a curated record
GGGUCUGGGGCGGCCUCCCGGCGCGGGCGCGGGCGCGGGCGGAGGCGGGCCGAGCGGGGACCCGGGUCCGAGUCUUCGCGCUCCUCCCACCUGCCGGUGUCCCAGUGCGCCCAGGGUGCUCGGUCUGCAAGGACCGGGCGGCGGGACCGCUGGGAGUGCAGGACCGGGAGACCCCAGCAGGCGCGGAGGCACAGGGCCCCUUCUCCUGGCUGCACAGGGAGAAAAGGGGUUAGCGUCUGUCCUCGUGGUGGCAGAGCCUCUUUCCUGUGACCCACAGUGUUUUGAAACACUCCCUCUCCUGCGUCAGAGGACAGGGGAGUCACUGGCAUAGCCGAAAAGGGGUCUUCCAGUUACCCCACCCUCCUGGAAGACCCAACACCUGGCAGCAGGCCUCAGAUCCGGCUCCUGCCCUUCCUCUCCAGACUCCCCACCCCACCCACUCCCACAAGGCAAGGCAGGGCAGGGCCCAGCCGCCUUUGCUCACCUGUGCCCUGGAGGUCCUCACUGCAUUUCUGACUCGGCAUGUGGGGCUUCCUUAUCUGUAUGCCCAGUCUCUCUAUAGCUCCCCAGCUGGGGUCUCUAGUGACCGGUUACCUGUUCUAGAAUGGUUCCCACUGCUGGCAGCCACUCAGCCCUGAGACCAGUUGAUCAGCCACUGAGAACAGGAUCUGCCAGUUAUUGGGGACCCAGCUCCCCAACCUGCUUGUCCCCAACUCACUCUGAUCCCCCAGGUUGUACUGCCCAGGGCCUUGGGCCCCUCCUUCCCCAGCCUAUCGCAAACAGUGGGCUCAGUGGGGGUGAGCUUUUUGCUGCCCUAGCCCCUUGCUCCUUGGACAGAUACCCAUCUGCACUUGAAUGGACAGGGGUUUGGAGCCAGCCUUCCCACACCUGACCCUCACAUGGCCACCUGCUCAUGGGGUCAGACUGCAGUGCUGUCCCACCCCACGCUGCCUGCUCUGCCUCCUGUGUGUGCCUGAAGGAACCUGUCCACGACCACACAGCUUAUCACAGCUUAUGUGACUUGUCAGGCACAUUUGGCCACCAGCUGUGGCUCAGCUUCGCUCCCGUGGCCGACACGAUUGCCCACCACUUCUUCCUCUCCACCAAGCAGAUCAACUGGCUUUCGCUAAUCUACCUUGUGGCGUCCAUCCCGUCCGGCGUGGUGGCCAUCUGGGUUCUGGACUCUGUUGGGCUCCGCUGGGCAACCAUCGUGUGUGCGUGGCUGAACUUUUUUGGGAGUGUGUUCAGAACCCUGCCCUUCCUGUUCAUCGAGAUCCAGGACCCAUUUGCUUUCCUCAUGGCUGGGCAGAGCCUCUGUGCUCUGGCACAGACCCUGGUCAUCUUCUCUCCAGCCAAGCUGGCUGCCUUGUGGUUCCCGGAGCACCAGAGAGCCACAGCCAACAUGAUCGGCACCAUGUCAAACCCCUUGGGCAUCCUGGUGGCCAACUUGCUAUCACCUGCCCUGGUGAAGAAGGAGAAGGAUAUCCCUUUGAUGCUGGGUAUCUAUAUAAUACCUGCUGGCCUCGCCUGUCUCCUGGCCACUGCCUGCCUCUGGGAGAGUGUGCCUCCCAGCCCACCCUCUGCAGGGGCUGCCCACUCCACCUCAGAGAAGUUCCUGGAUGGGUUGAAGCUGCUCUUGCGGAACAGAGCCUAUAUCAUCCUGGCCGUGUGUUUCGGAGGCGGCAUCGGCAUCUUCUCCAGCUUCUCGGUUCUCCUGGAGCAGGUCCUUUGUGUGAAGGGCUACUCCAACGAAUUUGCAGGCCUUUGCGGGGCUCUCUUCAUUGUGUUUGGAGUCCUGGGGGCACUGGUUCUCAGCCUGUAUGUGGACCGGACCAAACAGUUCACUGAAGUUGUCAAGAUUGGCUUCUGUCUGACCUCCAUAGUCUGCGUGGCCUUUGCGCUGGUGUCUCAGCUGCAGGGACAGACCUUGGCACUGGCCGCCAUCUGCUCACUGCUGGGGCUCUUUGGCUUCUCAGUGGCGCCCAUCGCCAUGGAGCUGGUGGUCGAGUGCUCCUUCCCUGUAGGUGAGGGUACAGCCGCAGGCCUGGUCAUCGUGCUGGGGCAGGCCGAGGGUUUGCUCAUCAUGGUCCUGCUGACCGCCCUGACCGUGCAUCGUGCGGAGCCGUCUGUCUCCACCUGCCAGGAUGGCCAGGACCCAUUGGACUGGACAGUGUCCAUGCUGCUGAUGGCUGGCCUGUGCGCCCUCUUCAGCUGUUUCCUGGUGGUGUUCUUCCACACUCGGUACCGGCGCCUACAGGCUGAGGCCCACAUGAGCCACUCCAUCCAGGAGGACACGUCCCCAGAGGCUGCGGAUCACGAGCCCCGCCUGGCAGCUACACCCUGAGGCUCCACAUGGGCACGCCCCCACCACCUCCAGCAUGGACUGUAGGAAGCUCAGGCAGGGGCCACUCAUUCCCAGCGCCAUUCUUCUGGCCCUACCUGCUUGUUUGGGGGAUCCCUGAGCUGCUGGAGGCCCCAGGACCUGCAGAGAGGUCACAGGGGUCCCUGCAGAGUUCCGGAAGCCAAAAGAGCCAUCAGUGCAUCAAGAAGUGGUCCUGGGGACAUGAAGGGGUGGCCAGGAGGAGUGGGCUCUGGUCCCAGGGUGACAGCAUCCAGCAGGUGCCAGAGGGAUUUGGAGUCCUUGGCACACCCAGAGCACAGCAGGAUGGCCUAGGGGAGACCCUGUGGCUAGAGCAAGAACUGCUGGUGCAGCCACCGGGCCUGCAGGUGCCCCAGUGGCCAGGCCAGACCCAGGGCGGCUGGUGCAGGAGCAGUGUAUGUGGGAUGGACCUGACUUGAGAAACAAGGGCUGAGGGGAAGCUUCAUGGAUUGAGAGUCCCGAGGGCCCCUGGCAUGACUGAG